This is a messenger RNA of Thamnophis sirtalis, 1163 nucleotides long. NCBI's taxonomy places the organism in Eukaryota, Metazoa, Chordata, Lepidosauria, Squamata, Natricidae. The record is from RefSeq and is a predicted model, not a curated record.
GAGCUGAACCGCACCUGCCGAGCGAUGCAGCAACGGAUCGUGGAGCUGAUCUCCAGGGUGUCCAACGAAGAAGUCACCGAGGAGCUGCUUCAUGCCAACGAUGACUUGAAUAACGUCUUCCUCCGAUACGAGAGGUUUGAACGAUACAGGCUGGGCCGAUCAGCACAGAAUUCAAGCAACGGAGUUCUCAGCGAAGUGACCGAGGACAACUUAAUAGACCUGGGCCCUGGGUCCCCAGCAGUGGUCAGCCCCAUGGUGGGAAACACAGCCCCCGCCGCCACCCUCUCCUCUCAGCUUGCUGGGCUCGAUUUGGGCACAAACAACGUGAGUGGGGCUCUCAGCUCGCUCCCCCACAGCAACCCCCGGGAUGACUUUGACGUGUUCGCACAGACGAGAGGCGUCUCCGGGACAGAUCAGCGCAAAACCAGGGCAAGGGACGAACCACCAACGGGAUCCACUAAAGGGAUGGCACCUGCCCCGGAUAUCCGGAAACCAAAUUCAGGAGGGCGGAGAGGUAAAGGUGGGAGUUGCCCCAUGGAGCCCAUAGACAGGUGGCUCAUUUCCCAAGGAAUGAUUCCUGUCCCACAAUCCUCUGUCAUGGAGGACAUUGAGGAGUGGCUGAGUACCGACGUGAAAGGAGAUGAGCUGGAAGAAGGUGUGACCAGCGAAGAAUUCGACCGCUUCCUGGAGGAGCGGGCCAAAGCCGCGGAGAGGAUCCCCAACCUGCCCUCCCCUCCUCAGGAGGAGCCCACACCGCCGCCCGCCAACGCGCCGCCCAGCAAAAGGAAGACGGAGCGGUCCGAGGACGCCCUCUUCGCUCUGUAGCGGCCCUUUCCAUCCCCCCCCCUGCACGGAAGGAGGAGGCCGGGAGCAACCUGGCUAGCCAUGGGCCCCUUCCCGUCCCCGGUGGCCCCCCAACAGGUUGCCCUUUUCCCUCCUCCUCCUCCGGGGCUCGGCCCCAAUUCCUUAACCUGGGGAGGGUCUUGACAGCCGUUCUACCCCUCGGCUAGGGGUGGUUUCUCCCCUCCCUCUCACCCCUCUGAUGAUGCUGAGAGUCCUCCCCCCCGCCCCGUUUUUUCUUAAGUCAGAGAUCUGCAUGACUACUUGGCACAGGUUCCGUCCCCACUCCCUUCCCAGUCCUGUCCCACCACUCCCCGCCCCCU